Messenger RNA from Bursaphelenchus okinawaensis, 3953 nucleotides. The record is from the annotation of a GenBank genome assembly. Lineage: Eukaryota; Metazoa; Nematoda; Chromadorea; Rhabditida; Aphelenchoididae.
AUGGUUGUGUUUGCAGGGUGUUUAACAGAGCAAGUAGGUUAAAGUAUACAAAUUUUUUGAAAUAAGGCAUAUCAGAACUAAUUUGAUUUAAACAGGGCAUAUUAGAAUUAAAGUCAACCGCAGCAAAGCUUCCUGGCAUUUUACAUACCAUCAAAGUCGACGUAACGGCUGACGAUAGUGUAAACGAAGCUAAAGCUACAGUAACAAAACUGCUAAAUAAAAAUGGACUAGAUGGCAUUGUAAACAAUGCUGGAGUGGCCGCAUGUGCGUACGAUGACUGGAUCACAGUAAAAGACUAUAAAAACAUACUUGAGGUUAACUUAUUUGGGGUCAUUCGUGUCACACAUGCUUUUAAAGAUCUGGUCAAGAAGAAUAGGUUUGUUUUUUAGUCUAGCUAUGUAAGUAAAUAUUAAAAUUUAUAAAUAAAUUUUACUUUUAGGUAGUAAAGCAUUAAACUAAUUGCCAUACUUUCACUUUACUGUAUAACUAUUAAAAUUUUAGAGGACGAAUUGUCAACGUAAGUAGUGUCCUUAGCAUGGUAUCGCUUGGAUCUUUGGCCCAAUAUGCUGUAUCGAAAUUUGGCGUAAAAGCGUUUUCGGACGCUAUACGGUAAGGUAUAAUUUUCUGCACAUUUUAUAUCAUGUUAUAUAACAUUUUAUAUCACGUUAUAUAACAUUACAGUAUAACUAGAUGGCUUUAGGUAAAUUGCAAGAAACCGUAUUGCGCAACCUUUUCUUGUGUAAUAUUAUUAACUUUUGUAAUAUUUGCCUCGGUGUAAAACGACCCAAACAAUUACCGCGAGUAUGACCGUUGUCUUAUGAUAUAACUGUUUAAAAUUAUAACACCGUAUGUAAAAAAAUGGACUUUAUUUCCAAAGUUUUUAAAAUUAUAACACAUGCCACCGUACCUUUUAGUACCGAGUACAAACAAUUUGGCGUAACCGUAUCAACACUUGAGCCAGGAUUCUUCCGAACCCAAUUAGCAGCUCCAGAACCAAAUGCCAAAAGACUGCAACGCGUAUGGGACAACUUGCCUCAAGAUAUUAAGGAUGAAUAUGGAGAAGGGUAUUAUCAGAAAGGUAUUAAAAAACAUUGUUUUUACUAUAAAAUAAAUUACAAUUUAAAAAUGCUUUCUUUUUCAGUGUCAAGAACAGCCUACGAGUUUCUGGACAGUGUCGGUUCAACAGAUACUUACAAAGUAGUUGAUGCUUAUUUCCAUGCUUUGACCAGUAAAUACCCUAAAGCAAAAUAUCACGUUGGCCACGAUUACUACUUGUUCUUCUUUUUGUCUUUGCUGCCAGCUGUUGUUAGGGAUUAUAUUAUCUACUUUGGUAUGUGGAUCAAAAACGUUCCUAAGCCUAACAGUAUGAAGUAAACGGUUUUGUGGUACAUAUUUUUACUGUAUGAAACAUGCUAUGAUGUAUAUUAUUUUUGGCAAUACAAAAGCUUUGUAACUUCACAAAAUUAAGAUUAUUUUACUGUUUUUAUAAAUUACAUUGCUGUUGAGGUACAUAUAUACUCAUGAAUGACAUUAUUAACAUGAUAUGUAAAAGCUAAAUAAUAAACGUCCUUGUAAUUUCAUAAUACGCUUUUCGAUAUAUUUGUUGUUGUCAAUAAGUUAUGUCAUCAUAACCAGCAACUUCAGAUUAUAAUGUAUACAAAAUUUAAUUCAAUUUUAACAAAACACAUUAUACCCAAUUAUAAAGCCCGCUUCAUAUAUAAUAAAAAUAUAUAAUUUUUUUGAUUGAUGAUACGUUGUAUCAUAUACUUCUUAAAUUUUUGUUUAAGUUUUUAACAAAGAAACCUUUCUCUUAAACUUAAUGCUAAUUAAAAGCUAAUUUUUCACCUAAAAAUUAAUAUAUUUUUAAAAAAUCAUUAACACUACUAAAAACUUUACUAUGAUGACACUACACAUCAAACUAAUAUUUUUUGUAAUAUUUUCUAAUUUGCCAGCUACACACAGCAAAGACUUUGAUGAACUUGAAAAAGAGGUCUACAGGCAUCAUCGUGACGUCGUCAAUAGUUUUGUUAAGAAAUUUGAACAAGAUAAAACAAUGGAUGAUGUUAAUGAACCUAAAAAUUGGAAUGAUGAUGAAGUAGAAGAUGAAAUCUUUAAUUCAAAUUUAUGGAAAGAUGAUGACGACUUUUUUAAUUCUACUUUAUUGAAAGACAACGAUAAACCAGCAACGAAUAAAGAAGAUCAUAAGGAUAAAUCAAAGGAUUUCAAAAAACAUCAAAAUGACGAUAAGCCAAAACACAAGGACGAAACAGACUAUAAAAAUACAUAUAAGGAUCCAGAUGAAUCACAAAACGAUGAAAAUGACCCGUCAGAUAAGCAGUUAUACACCGAAGAAGAACUUCACGAUUACUAUGAUGAAGCAACAGAUACUGUGCUUCCGAAUAAUAAAUCGAAAACCAUAAAUUUAAAAAAGGAAAUGAAGGAUAAAGAAAAAGAAGUAGCCAACGACAAAGGAAAGCACACAAAAAAUGACAGUACAAAAGGAAAGGCAGGCCAGACGAAGGAUUACUUAAACCAACUUAAAAAAGGCCUAAAACAAAAAGAAUUAAAAUAUUAUUCUGAAUUUGAAAAGUUUGUUGAAACGUAAGUUUUUUUUAAGCUUAGUUUAACAACCAUCCCAAUCUUAGACUAAAGACAACUUUUAGAUACAAAAAACACUACCAAUCGUUGCAAGAAGUACAAAAAAAGUUCAAAGUCUUUGCCAAAAACGUACAGCAGAUUAAAAUUGAUCAAAAGAAUCAUCCCGAAGUCGAGUACGAAGUCAACGAGUACACCGACUUAACAGAAGACGAAUUUGAACAUCUUUAUCAUAACAAUACCAAAACGCCAACAGAAGUUACUAAUGUUUGGAACGGAAUUCAAGGCAUUCGUGAGUCUAAAUUUUAAUAACUUUUACUUUGGAUAUGACAAUUUAGACAUGAUUUUUUGUGGCUUGAGUAUUUCUAACUUAAGGAUGAAGAAGGGCUAAGACAUAGCUAAGAUAGAGCUGACAUUUUGAGCUAGAGUAGAACUAGAUAGAACAUAAGUAAGGAUAAUAUUGAUCAUCGCAGAAUUACCAGAAGCUGUAAAAAUGCGUUUUUAAAAUUUUUCUUUUUUAUACUUCAGAGAACCAGCUUAAACUAGACAUGGACAAAGUACCAGACGAAUGGGACUGGCGAAAACACAAUGGAGUAUCACCAGUACGCGAUCAAGGCCCAUGUGGUAGUUGUUGGGCAUUCACGGCCGUUGCUAUGGUCGAAAGUUAUUACUUGAUCAAAAAGAAUAAGACCCUAAACUUGAGUGUAGAACAAGUGCUUGAUUGUACCUACGGCAACAAGACGUAUUUUGGCUGGGGAUGCAAAGGAGGCAACUUGGUUGGUGCUAUGGCGUAUAUCAGAGAUAAUGGACUGACGACUGAAAAAGAACUGCCGUAUACGUUGACAAGAUACGCCAAGAGUAUACCUGAAUGUAAAAAGAAAAAAGUAGUGGCUACGAUUAAAAGUAGAAGAUGUUUGCACAAUGUACCUGAAGAUCAGUUAACUGGAUUGGUCUUUCAUAAUGGGCCGGUUGGAGUGUGUAAGUCGCAAAUUUUUUUUGAAAUUUAAUAAGUUGAUUUCAAUUUAAAAAUUAAUUUUUUUUAUAAACACUGUUUCACACAAGAAGAGUAAAAAUGUAAUGAUUUAUCAUUAAAAGCUAAGCUUUUAGCAAUCGAUGCCAGACAUUUGAAGCACCUCUCCAAAGACUACAUUAACAAUCCGACGGCUCCUGAAGGUGGUUGGAAAACAAAUCAUCGUGUUUUACUAGUAGGCUACGGUAUUCAAAGAGACACGAGAACACCAUAUUGGAUCGUCAAAAACACUUGGGGUACAAAUUGGGGAGACGCUGGGUUCUUCUAUCUUUUACGUGGCAACAACUCGAUGGAUGUCGCUAGCGAAGUGGUUUACAUUGAAAAAUAA